Quercus robur (English oak) is the source of this 3831-nucleotide messenger RNA. RefSeq names its product disease resistance protein RPM1-like. The transcript has 5 exons. Gene Ontology annotation, biological process: defense response to other organism. Bases 734 to 2281 code for a protein of 515 amino acids. NCBI's taxonomy places the organism in Eukaryota, Viridiplantae, Streptophyta, Magnoliopsida, Fagales, Fagaceae. The record is from RefSeq and is a predicted model, not a curated record. Gene Ontology annotation, molecular function: ADP binding.
AGGAAUAUAGGAAAUAUUUGUCAAUGUCAAGUGUGAACUGGAGAAAACAAAAUAAGAAGAAAGUGGUUGACUGGUCAGCAAUGGCUACUUCAAGUCUGUAGUAAAAGGCUACUCAUUCUCUGUUUUGCUGAGAAGAAAGAAAAUGCUACUCAUUCUCAACUCUCAAGUGAAAUACAGGGUGGAGAAAAACUAUCUUUAUAUUAUUUAAUUUAUUUCUCUCGUUUGCGAUCCUCCCUAUUUUAGUAUUUCUUUAUCACCUUCAAUUGUAAACUCCUCUUGUAAGCUCUCGAAGUGUACGAUUCUUCUCAAGAAAAUAUUGGAGUUUAAUUUUCAAGUUCCUGCAUCUAUCUUCAAAUUGAAUAUCAGAUGGUGCAAGUCUUGGGUACCGAUUUCGAGUAGUGGAGAUCUCCUAGGUUCCUACAUCUAUCUUCAAUGAGAAGGCUACUCAUUCUCAACUCUCAAGUGAAAUACAGAGUGGAGAAAACCGACUUGAUAUUAUUUCUCAUUUGCGAUCCUCCAUGCUUGUAUUUCUUUACUGUAAAGUCCUCUUGUACGUAAGCUCUUGAAGUGUGAAGAAAAUAUUCAAGUGAAAUUUUCAAGUAUCCUUGGAUUGGUAAGCUACGAGUCAAAGCAUAGCACUCUCUUUCUCUUUGAUGUGAUAUAAUUCGUAAAAGGGGCAGCCUAAAAACUUGGUGACUAGCGUAGAAGGGGAGUUUGAACUGUGAAGUUAAACAUGGAUCAGGCUGUAGUGGAACUCUUGAUUGACAAUAUCAUUUCAAUCCUUUCAAAUGAAGCAUCGUUGUUAUGGGGGGCUCGUGAUGCAAUUGAAGAUAUCAAAGAUGAGUUGAUAAGCAUGCGAUCAUUCGUAGUAGAUGCUGAUAGAAAGGGAGUAGGGAGUGAAGGAGAGAAGACUUGGGUGCCAAAUGUGAGAGACAUGGCAUUUGAUGUUGAAGACAUUAUUGAUAAGUUCAUUUAUCACAUGAAUCACCGACGAAUCGAGGGUCGAUCUUCCAGGAUCCUUCACCACACCAUUUACUUUCCAAGAAAUCUCUGGGUGAGGCAUCAAACAGCCACCAAGAUACAAAAAAUUAAUGGGGAAAUCAAAGGCAUACGAGAGAGAAACCAAAGAUAUGAUAUUAAUCAUAUAGAGGGAACUAGCUCUAAAGAUAAUCGAGAAUGGUUGGUGCAGCGUGCUGAAUUAUCUCUUUUUUUAAAAGAAGACAAACUUGUAGGGAUUGAAAAGAAAAGGCAAGUGUUAAUGAGAUGGUUAAUGGAUGGAGUAGACCAAACUGUCAUUUCGAUAGUUGGAAUGGGAGGUUCAGGCAAAACCACACUAGUUGCCAACACCUACAACAAUGGUGAUGUAAAGAAACAUUUCAAAUGUUGUGCGUGGAUCACAAUUUCUCAAGCAUAUGUAUUAGAAGAUUUAUUGAGAAGCAUGGUCAAGAGAUUUUGCAAGUCAAUGAAUGAAAUGGAUCCUACAAACUUGACUUCCAAGAAUUACAGAGAGUUAGUAGAAAUGCUAGUGGGCUAUUUAAAGGAGAAAAGGUAUCUACUUUUCUUGGACGAUGUGUGGGAUACAAGUAUCUUGAAUCAAAUAAAGUUGUCUAUUCUUGAUAAUUGUCAUAUGGGCAGAAUCAUCCUUACAACUCGAAAAGAAAAUGUAGCUAGCUUCAAUUUUGAAGUUACUAAGCACGUCUACCGUAUUCAACCAUUGGAAGAGGAUGAGGCGUGGGAUCUUUUUUGCAAGAAAGCAUUCCCGAGUAGUUCUAAUAGAUGCUAUUCCCCUGACCUUGUUUCGUUUGCUCAAGAACUUGUGAGAAGAUGUGCAGGCCUACCUCUUGCAAUAGCGGCUUUGGGAAGUCUCGUGUACUCCAAGAAUGAGUCUCAAUGGACUUAUAUUUACAAAAGCUUGAAUUGGAGUCCAGAUAACAAUCCUGAGCUAGAAGUGGUGAAAACCAUCUUGUUGCUUAGUUUCAACGAUUUGCCACAUCAACUGAAGCAUUGUUUCUUGUAUUGCUCCCUUUUACCAGAAGAUUAUGAGAUUAGAAGAAAGAGGCUCAUUAAGCUAUGGAUGGCAGAAGGAUUUGUAGAACAAGUUAAAGGGUCCACUCCAGAAGAAGUUGCAGAAAGCUAUCUAGUAGAACUCAUUUUUCGAAGCAUGCUUCAAGUUGUAAACAGGAAUGAAUUUGGAAGGCCAAAAGCAUGUAAAAUGCAUGACGUUAUGCGUGAUGUUGCUUUGCCAAUAUCAGAAAAAACAGAUUUUUGGUGUCAUACAUGAUGGAGGAGAAGCGAUGGAAAAAUGCAAAGCACGCCGCAUGUCAAUUCACAAAACGGACGCAGAACUAAAAUCGUUCAUGGGCAUGUCAAAGCUUCGAUCUUUUCUUGUUUUUAACUACUGCAAAACAUUGCCUUCCGGAAGUAAAAUGUUAAGGGUCCUGGAUUUGCAGGAUGUCCCUAUUGAUGAAUUACCUGAUGAAGUAGUCAACUUCUUUAACUUGAAGUAUUUGAAUUUAAGAGGAACUUUACUUAAGAGGCUCCCAAAUUCCAUAGGGUGGCUCCUAAAUCUUCAAACCUUGGACAUCAGGGACACAGAUAGAGGCCCUUCCUCGUGGAAUCAGGAAUUUGCAAAACUUGCGGCAUCUAAUUAUGUAUCGAUACACUUGGAAUUGGAACGAUUUCAGAUAUGUUAAUGGGACAAACGUGCCAUCAAAUAUAAGUAGACUAACGAAUUUGCAGUCAGUGCCCGCUAUUGAAUCAAAUGGUGACUUGAUGCAACAUAUUCAUGGCAUGACCCAACUUACCAGGAUCGAUAUUUCAAAUGUGAAAGAAUCAGAUGAGAUGGACUUAUGUCUCUCAAUUCAAAACAUGAAACUACUUCACUACUUGUUUAUCAUGGCAACUAAUGAGGAGGAAACUCUCCAAAUGGAUGCACUCUUAGCUCCUCCUCCAAACCUUCGAUUGCUUAUUUUGGUUGGAAAGCUAGAAAAGGCGCCACGGGGGUUUCAUUCACUUCAAAGCGUCACAUAUUUGUAUCUACAUUGGUCGAGACUGGAAGAAGAUUUACUCCUUCACAUUGCUGCUUUACCCAAUUUGGGAUUUCUUUCAGUUGUUAAUGCCUACGUUGGAAAACAACUGUGUUUAGUACAGGCUUUCCUAAGCUUACAGAGCUGUCGAUUGGUAAUUUCCCUCAGUUGAACGAGAUAAUAAUAGAAAAGGGAGUGAUGCCCAAUAUGAAACACCUAUUAAUUACCAGCUGCAUGGAGUCAAAGACAGUGCCUAAGGGUAUUGAAUAUCUUAAUCUCCAAGAACUGAUUUUGGAAUCUGCCUCAAUGGAACUUAAAAAUCGCAUCCAUAGCAUGGAUUCUUCAAAGGUGCGGCACAUCCCAAAGAUCCACUACCACUAGUAGUAUUUCAUAAUGUUUUGUGAAGAAAGCAUAUCUAAUUGCAUACCUAAUGAGAAGAUGCUAUGGGAGCCUCCGAUGGUCCAAGGCUUUCUGAAAUGCAGAAGCAAGUACUUUAGACUAUAUAGAGGGAAUUUGAAUGCAGCUUGUUCCAAAUCUGCUGAAGAUCGAUGUAAGAUUCAAUCAAUUGUGUCAGCUGAGUUCUGCGUAAUUCCAAGCAAGUAGAUUGGGAAAUUUUCCUCUACAUUGAGUACUUACUUCACCGUGGUAAGAAAUAACCUGAUCAGCUCAGGAGCCCUGAUACAAUUGGGUGGUUGUCAUUCAAAGUCAGUGUGUCUAAAAUCAUAAAUCCUAAGCCUUGAACUAAGACAUUUAUUUGAUUCCUAUUCUGUUUUGGAGCUGAAAUUUGUUUCUCAUAUUUGUUAAA